Tarenaya hassleriana is the source of this 1898-nucleotide messenger RNA. Its product is annotated as aluminum-activated malate transporter 8-like. Gene Ontology annotation, cellular component: plant-type vacuole membrane. The transcript has 5 exons. Lineage: Eukaryota; Viridiplantae; Streptophyta; Magnoliopsida; Brassicales; Cleomaceae. Bases 372 to 1721 code for a protein of 449 amino acids. The record is from RefSeq and is a predicted model, not a curated record. Gene Ontology annotation, biological process: malate transport.
UUAAAUUUGUACAAAUCUGCAUCACACUUGGUUAAAAUUUAAUUUUGUUAUCACAAAUUUCAACAUUAUAAUCAUAAAAAACCAUGUUCCAUUAUAUCCCAAGCAAAUGAAGCCGAGGACAAAUUCAUGGGUCGAUGUUCCACUAAACGUAACUCACCGGCGACCAUAAUGCAAUGCGCAUGCACUACUAUCACAAUGUCAUUACCCCAUAUAUAUCACCUCAUGUUUCCUCUGAUUCAUGUCUCUUUCGUUGAAAAGAUUGAAUCCACGUCAAAGGUUGUCUCCCACUACAACAUUUAUACAUAUAUACGUCGUAUAGAGGGUAUACAUAUAUACUCAGACCAGAUUCUUGAGGUUCUUGGAUCGUAACCAUGCCGUCCGCAACGAUCGACAUUGCAGCUUCUGGUGGUGGUGAUGGAGGAAGAGUUAGGUCGAGGAAGGGGAAGACAGAAGCCCGUAUCGGGUUUUUGAGAUCAUGUCUUGUCUCGUUCGAGAAGAAGAAGAGAAGCAAGGCUGACAUCAGAAGAGUUGUGCAUAGCGUCAAGGUUGGGUUUGCGUUAGUAUUGGCCUCUCUCCUCUUUCUUCUCGACCCUCUCUACAAGAAAGUUGGCGAUAACGCCAUGUGGGCUAUCAUGACUGUCGUUGUCACCUUCGAGUUCUUCGCCGGUGCAACCCUCUGUAAGGGCUUGAACCGGGGGCUCGGCACAAUACUGGGAGGUGGGUUAGGGUGUUUGGCUGCAGCCUUGGCUCAAGAAGUAGGCGGAUUCGGACAUGCUUUUGUGAUUCUCGCAUUCGUUUUCGUAUUCGGUGCCGGUGCUUCGUAUUCAAGAUUGGUUCCAGCCAUCAAGAAGAGAUAUGACUAUGGGGCAUUGAUAUUCAUCCUCACGUUUAACCUGGUGGUUGUGUCUGGCGUACGAGCAGAGAGAGUGUUGGAGUUAGCUCGGGAACGCCUUCUGACUAUCGUUAUCGGAUUCUGCCUCUGUAUCUUCGUCAGCUUGCUCGUUUUUCCUUUGUGGGCAAGCGACGAACUUCACGAUUCACUCGCUUCAAGAUUCAGAGACCUCUCCGGAUCAAUUGAAGGUUGCUUGGAUGAAUAUUUCAGAUCCCCUGAAAACAAACCCAGUUUCAGUUUCAGCGGCUGCAAAUCGGUUCUGCAUUCGAAGUUAAGGGAUGAAACUCUGGCGAAUUUCGCUAAAUGGGAGCCAUGUCAUGGAAGGUUCAGGCUUUUUCACCCGUGGGACAAGUAUCUGCAGAUCGGAGAACUUCUUCGUGACCUUGCUGCAACUAUCCUUUUGUUCGAACCUUGUCUCAGAUCCUCUAAAGAGGCUUCCGAGUUGCUGAAACAGUCGAUUGAAGAACCGAGUGAGCUCACAGGGACAACCCUUGUCUGGAUCUUGGGAGAGCUCGGAGAAAGCAUCACGAGAAUGAGAAGAAGCGAGCUAUCGGAGGACAUAACGCCAAAGCUGAAAGCUGUGAGGAGAGAGCUGAGUUCAACGGGUCGGAAACUGGGAAAGGAGGGUUCCUCGGCCGGAGACGUAAUGGCAAUCAUGAGCUUUCUGUUCGUGCUAUCUGAGACAGUAAACAAGGUUGAAGAAGUGGCAAAAGAAGUGGAAGAGCUGACAAAGCUUGUCCAGCCUGCAGGAGAAGCACCAGAUAACAUGAAUGGAAUAGCCACUGGUGUAAAUCCAGAACUCGCCAAGAAAUGUGAACAGAUGUGUUAAGAGACCAGAGAUGAAUAAUGGGUUUUGUCAGAUCCAGUCACAAGUAUCACAUAUAGAUUCUGUUCAGACCAGAGUGUAUAAUCCCUUGUUGGUUCUGCGGCUCGAAGCGUGCAAAAGUGCUAUCCGUUUCAGCAACGAAUCAAAUAUCCCGACGCCAUUGGUCGGUGGAUUACAUAA